Molecule: messenger RNA, 1098 nt
Organism: Cladocopium goreaui
Lineage: Eukaryota; Dinophyceae; Suessiales; Symbiodiniaceae
Source: the annotation of a GenBank genome assembly
AUGGCCAUGGAUCUUGCCAGGUUGAAGACUUGCGAGGAAGCACACGGAUCGCCUCAUUCAGGUCAUGGCGAGGAGUCCGUUUCAACGGCAUUGAGCAGUCAUUCUCUUCCAAACCAAAUGACCGAGUCCGUCUCGACCUUGACCAGCCGCCCCAGCCGACGGGCUGCCACUACGGGCGUAUCGUCGGCUUCAAGGAUGGAUCAGCACAAGAGAUUGGUCAGAGUUUUCCUGCAAACCAAUGAUUACUUGCAUGUGAAUGAAGGUAAGCAGUCCUGGGGAUAUACUUGUUACCCCUUGCACACGGCGGUGCGCCAGAAGAAACCUGCAGUAGUCAAGGCACUAUUGCUCCUGGGAGCUCGUCGGGACUUGAAAUACCGUGGCUACACUCCGGAGGAGUAUGCCGAACGAAGACAACGGCGAUGGGGCGGCUAUGACGAUGUCCUUAAAGUUUUUGAGGAAACGUGUGGGACAAUCAACAUCCACAGGUGGGGCAUGGUGGGGCAAUGUGACUAUGUAGGACCAUUGCUCUGUGAACUUUCUGGGGUGCACUUUCUAGGCCGCGCGGAAAUGCGGAGUCAGAAGUCUCCGCAGUCUCCGAUGAAAGUGCUGGUGAGGCCAUCCAUCUUCGUUUCAGAUUUUGAAGAUUCGCCCGGCAUAGGUAGCCAGUCAACGAGAGACUCCAGGGUUGCUGACAGGUUUUCGUCUUGGAAAAGUCGAAGCGAGGCCGGCAGCGUUGUGGUGACCAAAGCGGAACAACGGAAGAUCAUUGUGCGAUCCUUUCUUGAAUCGAACGGCUUCAUGCACAUCAACGAAGCCAAAAGCCGCUGGGGAAAGGCAUGCUAUCCAUUGCAUGCUGCCGUGCGUCUCAAGAAGUCCUCCAUGGUGAAGGCACUGCUGCAAUUGGGUGCACGACGUGAUGUGAAAUACAGGGGCUACACUCCUGAGGAGUACGCCCAGCAGAAGCAUCACCGUUGGGGAGGUUAUGAGGAUGUUCUCAAGAUCUUCCAGAUGCAUAUCCCAGUGCAGAUGCCGAGUCGAGAAGAAUGCGAACCGACUUCAGAGGACAGCACAGAGAUUCCGGAAGACGAGGGGGUGUAG